This is a messenger RNA of Lathyrus oleraceus (garden pea), 1454 nucleotides long. RefSeq names its product polynucleotide 5'-hydroxyl-kinase NOL9. Gene Ontology annotation, cellular component: nucleus. Lineage: Eukaryota; Viridiplantae; Streptophyta; Magnoliopsida; Fabales; Fabaceae. Bases 135 to 1238 code for a protein of 367 amino acids. Gene Ontology annotation, molecular function: polynucleotide 5'-hydroxyl-kinase activity. The transcript has 8 exons. Gene Ontology annotation, biological process: cleavage in ITS2 between 5.8S rRNA and LSU-rRNA of tricistronic rRNA transcript (SSU-rRNA, 5.8S rRNA, LSU-rRNA). The record is from RefSeq and is a predicted model, not a curated record.
AACUUAAAAAAAAAAAACACUUUUUGAACGCACUUCUGUAGUACUAGUUCACACCGUACAGUUGCAAACUUGCAUGAUUAGAGCUUUUUAACAAAGUGUAACCGUCUUGAAAUUUGACAAACAGAUAGAGAGCAAUGUGUUCAUCCCCUUCACCGGACAUAUUCGUCCCAAAUCAAUGGUCUCAGGCUGCAAACUGCAUUGCAUCCAGUUCAACGCCUCCUAUCACACUCAUAUGUGGAGCUAAAAACUGUGGAAAAUCAACCUUCGCCCGUUAUCUCCUUAAUAUCCUAUUGACCCGAUGUGAUAGAGCUGCUUUUCUCGACACUGAUGUUGGCCAACCGGAGUUUACUCCUCCUGGUUUUGUUUCUCUAACCGUUGUUCAUGAACUCACUCCAGAUUUGACGAUUCCAUGCCUGAAAACACCUGAGAGAUCCCUUUUCUUUGGCGAUGUUUCUUCUAAGAGAGAUCCUUCAGCAUACUUAAAUUACAUACGUUCUAUUUAUGAUUAUUAUCAAAAGGAGUAUCGCAUCUUUGAUAAGGGAGAAAAAUGUUAUAAGAUUCUGAUGCCUCUUGUAGUGAACACUCCUGGCUGGGUUAAAGGUGUUGGUUAUGACGUAUUAGUGGACAUGUUAAAAUAUAUUUGUCCCACCCAUAUAGUUAAGAUAGGCAUAUCCACUGAAAAUAAGAAUUUACCUGCUGGAAAAUUCUGGUUAGAUGGGAAAUAUGAUAGAACGAUUAAAUUGCUCGAGAUAAAUUCAGCUCGUCAGGACUCAUUAGAUAGAUCGGUGCUUGUUCAGAAGGAUGCCCGUCUCAUGCGUGAUUUACGAAUAAUGGCUUAUUUCAGACAGUGCUUUCCUAGUGGUUCAGAUAUUUCAACGAUCAAGAAACUUGCUCAUUCCUUGACCUUUCACUGUCCUUAUCAAGUUCCUAUUGCAAGCAUAAAGAUUCGACAUGUACAUCGUGAGGUCCCAAGCUCUGAAAUAUUCUAUAGCCUGAAUGCGAGUAUUGUUGGCUUAGCAGUUGAAUCUGAAAAUUUACCCUGGUGCCUUGGUCUUGGCAUUGUGAGGGCCAUUGACACAGUCAAAGGCAUGCUCUAUGUGAUUACACCUCUGCAAUUUGGUUCUCUGAAAAAAGUCAAUCUCUUGCUACAGGGUUAUAUCCAAAGUCCUUCUUGUUUAUUGCAGGUCCAAGGAUGCAUAUCACCUUACAUGUCAACGAAUGUAUUAACUACAAGCUAGUUGUUUUUCACGCGUCUAGCAAAGAGAACACCAUUUUAUACUAACAUGCCAAAACAGGGUAGUAGCCCAUGGAUUAUAAUUUAUAUAAGCAUAAUAGUGUUCUUUUUUCCUUUUUAUGAUUAUGCAAAUUUGGCUCACUAAAUUGUUACGGGUUUUACAAAUUGAUUUGACUAGUCUCCUAACAAUAUAGAUCAAAUGCAAUUUACAAGCUCUCAA